AUGGCCGUAAUCGCUCUUGAAGAAGCUGGGACCCAUGCGUCGGUGCCUGAUUUCCUUCUUGUUGUUUCCUUCAUCGUACUCUGCUCAUUUUUCGGUCCUUCCCUCUAUUUUAUUUUCCCCUUCUGUCUGUUCCUCCCUCUAGCUGCUGUGCAUCUCAGUGUAGAUCUUGUUUCAACUCAUUUUUAUCUCGCCUACACUCUGCAUGCGUCCAAUCUACCAUAUUUGAUUUUCACACAGUCCUGGUCUGACCUUCAUGCUUUACAAUAUUAUUCCAUCAACCUGUCGUCCAGUGACAUCUGCUUUUAUCCAUUUACCCCCUUCUAUGUAGCCUAUAAGGGCUUCCUACAGCUUUUUUCAUUUCUUGGUUCCCCAUCUCCGCGAGCUAUGUGGGCGGAUCAGACAUGCUCCAGCCUAGACACACUUCAGGCCUCCCCUAACGAGGACUCGGUCCUUGUAUUCAUUCGCCUAGCUCGGUCUCCGGUUCGAUGGGGCUUCUUCGCCUAG
This is a messenger RNA of Protopolystoma xenopodis, 504 nucleotides long. NCBI's taxonomy places the organism in Eukaryota, Metazoa, Platyhelminthes, Monogenea, Polystomatidea, Polystomatidae. The record is from the annotation of a GenBank genome assembly.